This is a messenger RNA of Meleagris gallopavo (turkey), 2168 nucleotides long. NCBI's taxonomy places the organism in Eukaryota, Metazoa, Chordata, Aves, Galliformes, Phasianidae. The record is from RefSeq and is a predicted model, not a curated record.
AGCAGAUACAUGACUACAGCUCUUUCCUCAUGCAUUUGCACAAGGGUUUCCUCAUCCUCUCCCAGGAACGGCUGCCAAUCUCAGGGUGAAAUUGAAUGAUCUGAAAAUGGAUCCAUCUCCUACUGCGCUACCAGCAACCAUUAUAGAGCAAGCUGCCUCGCGGCUAGGAUGCAGCCCAGCAGACAAGAAACUUGCUUUUUGCUUAGAUGAAGAAGAUGAGUUAAAGCAUCUUCGUGAAUGUUUCUAUAUCCCGAAAGUCAAGGAUCUGCCUCCAACUGACCUGACCCUGGUGAAUGGAGAGGAGAGCUGCAUAUACUUUGUUGGGAAUUCUCUUGGACUCCAGCCAAAGAAAGUUAAAACUUACUUGGACGAAGAACUGGACAAGUGGGCUCGAACAGGGGUUCAUGGCCACUUCAAUGGGCAGCGCCCGUGGGCACUGGCGGAUGAAUGCCUCGUGGACCUGAUGGCUGAGCUGGUUGGUGCCCAAAGACAUGAAGUAGCCUUAAUGAACGGACUAACUGUUAACUUGCACCUCCUUAUGCUAUCUUUCUUUAAGCCUACUCCGACACGCUAUAAAAUUCUUCUAGAAGCCAAAGCCUUUCCCUCUGACCAUUAUGCUGUUGAGUCCCAGCUUCGAUUUCAUGGACUCGAUGUGGAGAAAAGCAUGCUCAAGCUGCGGCCACGGGAGGGGGAGGAGACCUUGAGGAUUGAAGAUAUUCUUGCUGUGAUUGAAGAGGAAGGGGACUCCAUUGCUGUUGUUCUGUUCAGUGGGGUGCAGUACUACACAGGCCAGCUGUUUGACAUCCCUAGAAUAACAAAAGCUGGCCAAAAAAAGGGUUGCUUUGUUGGAUUUGACCUGGCUCAUGCUGUUGGGAACAUAGAGCUCCAUUUGCAUGACUGGGGAGUGGAUUUUGCAUGCUGGUGCACCUACAAGUAUUUAAAUUCUGGAGCAGGAGGCCUCGCUGCUGCCUACAUUCAUGAGAAGCAUUCCCAGAGUAUUCAACCAGCGUAAGUGUAUUUCUGUACUUAAAUAAAGGGAGCUGCAAAGGUAUACAGGAUUCCUGAUCAUAGACUUGUAAUAUGUUUGCAUGGAUGGAUGCAGAAAAAAAAUUCCCUGCUUCAAAGAAGAUUAUUAGACUAAUAUUUGUUGCUGACUUAUUGCCUUAAUGAAGAGGGUAGUGCAAGUUUAGGUAAUCUGGUUAUCUGACUUUGUUGUCUCAGAAGGGUUAUUUAUGCUAAUUUGGGUAUAUUUUGAAAUUGUUAGUGUAUGAACUCACAUCUUCAAUAUUUUUUCCUUGAAGUCUGCUAUUCUAAACUAAGUGUAAUCAUAAAAGAGAAUGCUUAUAAUAUUAAAAAUAAGAAACCCAAAUCAUGCCUGUGAGAUUGCUUAAUGUAAAGAGAAUACUUAAUAUCUUCUUUUUAAAAAUGGAUUUUUUUAAUCAUUGAAGUAUUUUAUUGGUGAACAAAAUCAAAGGCAAUUUCAACUUUGUGUCUUAAUAGCUCUUUAAUACUGGCAUGUUUUCAUUAAAAUUAUAUCCACUGGUAAAGCUGGGAAGCAUUACAUGGAGAUCUGUGCUCUCAAAGACUUUAUAAUCCAGGAAAAGCUGUGCUAUCAGAACUGAAGUUAGCUGCAUUAAAAAAAAAUACCUGUAAUUUAAAACAUGAUGUCUGCCCUUUAUGUAUAUUAAGAACAGUAGGAUUAAUACUUUUAAUGCAUUGACAAAUGUAAACACAGUCUGGCUUUAAUGCUUGGAGAAUUUGCUGGCACUUGCUUUCAUUUUAGCUUGAGGAAGGCAAACUAAAUCAGGUUUCAGAGAAAUAAUAUUAUAAUAAACAGCUUUGCUGUGCUAUGUGUUGGUUUCAGACUGUCUAGACUCUCAGGAGAUAACAAAAUAACGCAGAUAAGUUCUUCUCAGUCACCCAUAACAGAAAACUCAUUAGGAUGACAUAUGACCUGCUGUGAGCUGAUUUGAUCUUCAUGUGUGAAUGCUGGCAAAAUAUUCCAGAUAUUGGGAUAGCGCUGCUGGAAAGGUGUCUGUUAGUCCACCCUUAGUCAGCAGGUGCAGGCUUGGUCUCCUGGCCUCCUGCUUUGGCUGUGGGAUGUAGGGAAGAUGCUAUGCAGCGGUGGAAAAAGUGGACCAACUGGAAAUCACAGAAUAGCAAUAGAA